Molecule: messenger RNA, 3715 nt
Organism: Toxotes jaculatrix (banded archerfish)
Lineage: Eukaryota; Metazoa; Chordata; Actinopteri; Toxotidae
Gene: tmem87a
Exons: 21
Coding region: 169-1974 (601 amino acids)
Biological process (GO): retrograde transport, endosome to Golgi
Cellular component (GO): Golgi apparatus; membrane
Source: RefSeq, a predicted model, not a curated record
GAGUAAUGCAGAUAUUUCCUACAACAGUUUGUGGUGGAACUUCCCACGGGCCCUGAACGCAUCACUCUACUCCUGCUGACGUCAGCCGGAAGCAGGAAGAGUUCCGCUUGUUGUGAGUUGUCGCGGUGGCUUUGCUGCUGUUGGUGUUUUCUCUCUCUCUCGGUUCGAAUGGCGUGUUCCAGGAGUCCGGGUCGGUUCGGUCCGGGACUCUGGUCCUCGGUGCUGCUACUGCUGGUGCUGACGGGACUGAGCGGGCCGGUCAGCGCCGUGUCAGAACCGGGGAAAUGGAUCCUGAACAUCGACAGUGACAUUUUGAAGAAGCAGAACUUGUUCUACUUCACUAAAACUCUGUUCAACAGCAGCUUCAUCCAUCUCAAGUUGGUGGCAGAAACCUGUAACUCCUCGGCUCCUGUCCAUUUGAAUGUCUCCUGGUACCUGAGGAACUCUCACUGCUAUAACGAGGUCUUCAACCAGGAGGUGAUUCAGACAGGGAGAUACUUCGGGUCGACAGAGGUCAGACCAGGAGGAGGAAGCGGUUACUACAUCUUCCACCAGUAUCCUGCCAUCUCCUGUCAACUUAACAUCAACCCCAACACGUUCGGCCUGGAUGCUUCGAAGAGGAAAACCCGACUGACAGAACCACAGCAGCAGCAGCCAAUCACAGAGAAGACUUCAGGCAGGAGGAGGAGAGAGCUGGAGCCUCCAAAACCUAAGGCUGCUGCACCAGAGAAGGCAGGCGCCUCGGCAGAAACAGGAAAAGCUGCUGUCUCUUCUAAAGAGGUGAGCGGUUCUCCUCACCUGGACGUGGUGGCUGAGAGCUGGGAGGACGGACCCUACAUGUUCAUCCUGAACAUCAGAGAGAUCGAAGAAAGGAGCCGAGCCCCUGACCCCGCCACCCCCCCCACGCCCUGGAGCCUGCAGCUGCAGAUCAGCAUGAAGGGUCCUCAUGACUUCAUAUCAGCCUCUGAAUGGCCCCUGAUGGUGUUCUACAUGGUGAUGUGUAUCGUGUACGUGCUGCUGGCGGUGCUGUGGUUGGUUCUGUCCGCCUGUUACUGGAGGGACCUCCUCAGGAUCCAGUUCUGGAUCGGAGGAGUCAUCUUCCUGGGCAUGUUGGAGAAAGCCGUUUACUAUGCUGAGUUCCAGAGCAUCAGAUACGACGGCUUGUCGGUCCACGGGGCGGUGGUGUUUGCUGAGGUGCUCUCUGCGGUGAAGAGGACUCUGGCCAGGGUUCUGGUGAUCAUCGCUAGUCUGGGAUACGGCAUCGUCAAGCCCAGACUCGGUGCUUUGCUUCACAGAGUCGUCGGAGUCGGUCUGCUCUACCUGAUCUUCUCCAUCGUCGAGGGAAUUCUACGAGUCAACGCUGAUCGAGGAAACAACACCAGCAGUAGAUUUUUGUGUGACAUAGUGCUGGCCUUCAUUGACGCCUGUAUUGUUUGGUGGAUCUUUGUGAGUCUGGCUCAGACCAUGAAGCUGCUGAGGCUGAGGAGGAACGUGGUGAAGCUCUCGCUCUACAGACACUUCACCAACACGCUCAUCUUCGCUGUUAUAGCAUCAGUCAUCUUCAUCAUUUGGACAACCAAGACCUUCAGGCUGUCUAAAUGUCUGUCGGACUGGAGGGAGCUGUGGAUAGAUGACGCCUUCUGGCGCUUCUUGUUUUCCAUCAUCCUAUUGGUCAUCAUGUUCCUAUGGCGACCGUCGGCCAAUAACCAGAGGUACGCCUUCAGUCCUCUGGUGGAUGAAGAGAGUGAUGAAGAGGAGAAGGAGCCAAUGAUGAACGAAGCUUUCGAGGGGAUGAAGAUGAGGGGCACGAAGAACGAGACCAACGGUUCGGCCAAAGCCAGCAAAGUGGAUGAGGAUCUGAAAUGGGUCGAGGAGAACAUCCCGUCGUCUAUUGCAGAUGUCGCUCUGCCCCCCCUGCUGGACUCUGAUGAGGAAACCAUGACAACAAAGUUUGAGAUGUCCAAGAUGGAGUAAACCAGAGAAGAGGAAGGACAGAUGGACGGAGGAAAGAUGGAGUAGUGUUUGAAACACACAGAUGGAGAAAAAAUACAGAUUAUUUUCAGAGUACAAGGUAAACGAUGGCCGAUCAAACGCACAUGUGAGGAGGGAGAGAGGAACUGAAGGAUGAAAGAGGGGAAGCAGAGAAGAACGAGCGUUUGCUUUAUGAAGACGGUGGCGUCGGUUUGAAUUUCUGAGCUUUGUAAGCGUUGAUUGUACAUACACUGGGAGUGAAAUCGACCACAGCGACACACAGGCCCUUUUUAUUUAUAUUUUUUUAUUGUCUCUAUUUAUAUCUCCCUCUAUUCAUAUAUAUACAAUAUAUUUUGACAGAUUUGAUGUUAACGAAGUGUUUUGCCUUCUCAGCGUUUACAUGCAGAUUUUCAGAUCUUGUGUCGUCAGAGAUUUUGUGCGUUGGCUGUCACUGCUGCUGGGGUUAGCUUAGCUCUCUGUCAGUUUCACACCUGUUCACUUUCACCUGGAUCCCAUCGAGCUGUAAAAGCCAAAGCUCUGAAUCAGACAGGAAAACCCUGGAUGUGAAUAUGUGACGUUUUCUAAUUCUUCUUUUCCAGAUUGAUUGAUUGGUUGGAUGGUUGGAUGGUUGGUUGAUUGAUUGAUUGAUUGAUUGAUUGGUUGGAUGGUUGGAUGGUUGGUUGAUUGACUGACUGGAGGUUUGUCGGUGAAGGUUUGGCUGAGUGAAAAUUUUCUUUGAGGAACUUUCAGCGGAUUUUUGCAGCAGCAGUUCAUAUUUUCUCCGACCGACUGAUCAGUGAAACAUCUUCGAUGCCCUUUAAUUAAACACUGCUCUUAUUGUUAGCAGCCAUUGCACUGUGAGCUUUGCCACUUCACAUCCUUCUUGUUGAUGUUGUGCAGUCUCAGUUUUUUACUAAAAUGUUUGCAGAACCGUGUCGAGGCGUGAAACACGGUUAACGGCUCUGAUUCGCCACGGCAACGCUCGGCCGCUGGACGCCAUCAGGCCGGCGUUGAAUCGAUGGAUGAGGCGGUUUGCCAGAGAACACUCUACAUUAUCAAGGAUAAUCACAUUUUCUUUAUUUUUCAACUUUGCCUUUAGUCUUUUCGUCUUUUGAGCUGUGCUACCACAGCUUCAUUUCAGCAGGUGGACGGGUUGCUGUAGACGUUUGUGUUGCCCAGGUGAUCAGGCCUGCUGACUGUGGUGAUCACCUGACCUGUACGCCAGCGGCAGGUUGGCUCUUUCAGGCCUUUAAGUGAGCAGCUGUCUGUUGGAUGGAUUUGAAUUUAACUUUUCAUCAGGUCACAGUUUUAACUUGUCCAGUGCUUUGGUUUCUGACCGGGUACUGACAGCAUUCCCAUCAGCCUCAGCUGUGCUGUGUGUGUUUAGUGCUAAUAAGCAAAUAUUAAAAUGUUAACAGGCUAAACUGAGUUGUGUUGGAUGGUAUAGACCACACACUGGUCACAGUAUUUCCUCUCACAGCUGCACCUGUUGCCAGUCAGCUGUAGCACGAGGCCAAGUGUUGGACUGGCCAGCCUCUGUCAGCAGAAGCUGUCUGACCGGAGUCUGACCUAACCCUCACCCGAGUGUAGCGUGUCAGGUCCUACAGAUGCAGCAUGUGCUUCAGCCCCCCCCCCCCCCCUCUGCCUCUCUGCCUCUUAACCUCUCUGCCCCUCAGCCUCUCUGCCCCUCAGCCUCUCUGCCCCUCUGCCCCUCAGCCUCUCUGCCCCUCAGCCUCUCUGCCCC